UGUAGAAAUAAGAUUGAUGUGGAGGAAACAUCUCAGCAGUUCUGGUUUCUAGAGAAAACAGGAGAGUACAUGAGAGUGAUGUGGACUUCGAACUACUAAAGUGGCUGUUAUAAAACAUACCACAUGUGUUUUCAUAUCAGUGAAGUUCUGAGGAAUGGGGUGUGGGAAUUUGCAGCAUAAAUUGGCUUAUAUGGCUUUUCGCAGACUUUUAGGUCUUUGUAAUAGGUAAGAAAUAGCAAGACCUGAUUUCAGGGAACACUGAGAAUUUCUUAUGUCUGAAAGACUCUUCACGACUUAGAAAAAAAUGACAGAAACUUGGAAUUAAGAAAAUGCUUGCAAUCAGUGGAAUGUGUACCUGUAGCUGUGAUGCAGUAUGUCCAAUGCAUCUGUAUGUGCUGGGAUACUUGCCUUUCACGUUCCUUAUGGAGUUCAGAUUCAUAUGAAGAGUGGGCAUGACAAUAGUUACUGAUACAUCCUAUUAAAAGAUUUAUUUUCCUAAUUUAUAAACAUUGAUGAUACUAGCAAAUUGAGCCAAAAGCUUCUAUGCUGACUCAGGAUGACUUAAUUGAGAAAAUUUAAUUGACAGUAGUGUAAUACCUUAAAAAAAAAGUGUAGCCAGGUAAAGAAUUAACAUGAUGUUCAACAUCUGCUAAAAUUUCUAGAAGUCCAUCUGUUAUUAGAAGCUGUAAUACUUUCUUAAGGCCUACCAUGUGGGAAAUGCAAUAUAAAAGUCUAUAGACAAAAUAGAAGAAGUACAAGAAGCAGAAAACCAUGUUGGCAGGGGGCUGGAAACAGUUUUAUUAUCGUCUCUGUCUUUGAAAUAAUAGUUUAUGAAACCACUGCCAAGUUUGACAGCCAGUAUUUCUAAAGGUCCUGAGGCAUGCCCAAGGACCAAGCAGACUCUGUUUUUUGACCUGCUGCUGAGACUGUGUGUAUGAGCUAUCUUCUCCCUGGUGCUCACAGAGGCUCUGCUCAAGCUCCUGCAAACAGAGCAACGUGAUCUGAAGGCAAGACUCUCCUGCAGGGAGGAGGAGGAGGGAGAACUAAGCACAACAGAGAAAGAUAAGAAUUGGCUGAGCAGGAAAAUUAGAAAUUGAGGUCAGAAAAUGGAAGAAAGAUCUAGAAAGUGCAAGUGGGUAGAAAAUAUAGAUAACAUCCAGAAUUGGAUGGACAUUUGAGCUCACAGUCAAUGCAGUGGCCAGAAACCAACAAAAUAAAAGAAACAGUAGUCAAGAAGCAGAUGAGAGAGCAGAUCUGAGAAACCAAAGAACUGGAGCCUGGGAUUUAUUAUAGGAAUAGGGUAAGUUUGAGAUUAAGAGGAAAUGGAGAUUGACUGAAAAGUAAGGUUUGAGAAACAAGUUGAAGAAAACAAAGACUGGAAACCAAUUCAGGAUAAAGAAGAAUGCUGUAUGCCUGUUUUAUUAGUUUACACUGGGUGCAACCAGAUAUAAUUAUUGUAGGGGCUUUGUUUGGUUUGAUGGCUAUGGUCCUUGGGGCACUGAAGGGCUCCAGUCCUGCAGGGGAGAGUGGUAACUGCUGAGGGGCUGUUGAAGUUCCUUCUUUAAGUUUUGUCAGUGUGGAAAAAGUGAUACAGAAGGUAUGUGAGGAUGACUAGGAAGAUUAAGAACGUAAGUGUUCAAAAAUUUAUCCAAAUUUCAUCACUUUGUGAAGAUUUUAAUUAAUAACCCUUGUCACAGACUAUUUUCUUAUUCAUUGGUUGUAUUCACUGUCAUGAGCUGUAAUACUGCUGCUGUUCCUUUAUUACCUUAUUUUUUUCAAUAAUGUCUUGAUUAUCUGUGAUUAAAGUAUUCAUAUUUUAUAAUUCAAUAGAAUUGCUGCUUUCCUCUUGGACCUUCUUGUUGCUUUUAUCGUAACUUAUACUAUGAAUUUACUUUUACAGCAUCUUGAAAAAUGACUGAGGCAUUAGGAGGGGGGCUGAGAUGGAGGCAAACCAGAGUCAAAAAGCAUAUGCUGGGUUCGAGGUGCCUGUGAUCCGGUCUCCCGAUUUGACAAAGAAUUUGGCAGGGUGGAAGAAGAGUGCAUCUGGGCUCGGGCGGGGAAGCGUGUGAGCAGCGAUCUGCUCGGCCCGGCUGUCGAGGCUCCCCGGGCGGACGGCAAGCAGGGCAGAGCGGGUGCUCGCACGCCCCGCACAGCAAAGCGUGGCCGUGGAGGCAGCGUGCACCUGCCGGGACUGGGGACACAUAGCACCUGCCGGGACUGGGGACACAUAGCGCCUGCCGGGACUGGGGACACAUAGCACCUGCCGGGACUGGGGACACAUAGCGCCUGCCGGGACUGGGGACACAUAGCGCCUGCCGGGACUGGGGACACAUAGCACCUGCCGUGACUGGGGACACAUAGCGCCUGUCUCGCCCAGAAGGCAGGGGUGAAGGACGGCGCCCCGCCCGCCCCGCGCUGCCGCCGCGGGACAAGGAUCGCGGGCAUGGCGGCGUGGCGGGAGCUGCUGCUGUCGCCACUGGGCUCCGUGUGGCGCUGCUGGGGACGCGGCUGGCAGCCCCCGCACCGCGAGCGCGUGGACCCGCAGCCCCCCAAAUCUUGGAUUGAAGAGGUCUUCAGUAAAAGACAAUGUGCCCACAUUAUUCCCAGCUCAAAAGAACCACACAGAUGUCCUGCAGGAUGGCAGGUGUGCCAGAAUUUAAUCAGGUGCUGCUGUGGACGGCUGAUUGGAGAACACCCAGGAAUAGAAUGCAGCUGGCCUGUUUAUCAGGCUGGCUCACAGAAUGAUGGUGGAGAAUGGUCUGUGCAAAAACAUACAAAGAUGAGUCCAACAGAUGCAUUUGGUACAAUCAAUUUUCAAGAUGGAGACCACACGUACCAUGCCAAGUAUAUUAGACUUUCUUAUGACAGCAAUUUGGAUCAGCUUUUGCACCUGAUGGUUAAAGAAUGGCAGAUGGAAUUGCCAAAGCUAGUGAUCUCUGUUCAUGGAGGCAUUAAAAAUUUCAAGCUUCCCUCAAAGGUCAAGCAGGUUUUCAGCAAAGGGCUGGUGAAAGCAGCUGAGUCUACCGGAGCAUGGAUAAUUACAGAAGGCAUCAACAGCGGAGUGUCCCGGCAUGUGGGGGAUGCACUCAAAGGCCGUGCUUCACCACAUCUGAGAAAGAUCUGUGCUAUUGGGAUUCCUCCAUGGGGUAUCAUUGAGAAUCAGAGGGAUCUCAUUGGAAAAGAUGUAGUUUGCCUGUACCAGACUCUUGGUAACCCACUCAGCAAGCUGAGUGCGCUCAACAGCAUGCAUUCUCAUUUUCUAAUGGCAGAUGAUGGGACAGUAGGCAAGUAUGGGAAUGAAAUGAUUCUCAGGAGGAAUUUGGAGAAGUACAUAUCACUUCAAAAAAUACACACAAGAAUGGGCCAAGGUGUUCCCAUAGUUGGGCUGGUGCUGGAAGGAGGCCCCAGUGUGAUCCUGACAGUGUGGGAGUACGUGAGGGCCAGCCCAGUUGUGCCAGUGGUGGUCUACGAGGGCACUGGCAGAGCUGCGGAUAUCCUGGCGUUUGUCCACAAGCACACGGGUGACACGGGGGAUCUGUGCCCUCAGGUGAAGGAGGAGAUCUUAAUGAUGAUUCAGAACAUAUUUAGGUUGGAACAGAAAGAGUCCACUCGUCUAUUUCAUGUUUUGAUGGAAUGCAUGAAACACAGAGAGUCUAUAACAGUAUUUGAUGCUGAGUCAGAAGAUGAGCAGGACAUUGAUUUGACAAUUCUGACGGCACUCUUGAAAGGUACAAAUAUGUCUGCUUCACAUCAGCUAGAUUUGGCAUUGGCCUGGAACCAGCUAGAUAUUGCCAAGAAACACAUACUUGUUUAUGGACAACACUGGAAGGUUGGUGCCUUGGAACAGGCAAUGCUGGAUGCUUUAGUCAUGGAUCGUGUGGAUUUUGUUAAACUGUUAAUAGAACACGGAGUGAACAUGCACCGUUUUCUUACCAUAUCUCGUUUGGAAGAACUCUACAAUACAAAACAAGGACCAUCAAAUCUGCUUUUACACCAUCUAGUUCGAGAUGUGAAACAGAAUAGCCUUUCUUUGGAUUACAAGAUAUCACUGAUUGACAUUGGACUGGUGAUAGAAUAUCUCCUUGGUGAAGCUUAUCAGAGCAGCUACACAAGGAAGCAUUUCCGAAUUCUCUACAAUGAUCUCUACAGAAAACACAAGAGAGUGGUUUCCAGCUUGCCUCAAAGCCUGUCUCAUGCCUUUCAUCAGAGUAAUCAGAUGGAUAGUGGAAUGGGAUCCACAGAAAGUACUUUGCAUUCUCAGUUCUUCAGAACUGCACAGCCUUACAAAUACAAGGAAAGAUCCAGCCCUUUCCCAAAGUAUAAAAAGAAAUCAAAAGAGGAUAUAAACUACGCAGAGAAUUAUGAGUCAACUGGUUUCAUCUAUCCCUAUAAUGACCUCCUGGUUUGGGCAGUAUUAAUGAAAAGACAGAAGAUGGCUAUGUUCUUCUGGCAGCAUGGAGAGGAAGCCAUGGUCAAAGCUGUUGUUGCUUGUAAACUCUACAGAGCAAUGGCACAUGAAGCUAAACAGAGCAACAUGGUGGAUGACACUUCAGAAGAACUCAAGAAGUAUUCAAAGGAAUUUGGACAGCUUGCCUUAGAUGUGCUGGACAAAGCAUUCAAACAAAAUGAGCAGAUGGCCAUGAAGUUGCUGACCUAUGAACUGAAAAACUGGAGCAACUCAACAUGCUUGAAGCUGGCUGUGUCUGUGGGGCUGCGGCCUUUUGUGUCCCACACGUGCACACAGAUGCUGCUGACCGAUAUGUGGAUGGGAUGCCUGAAGAUGCGGAAGAACUCCUGGUUUAAGGUCAUUAUGAGUAUUCUCCUGCCUCCCACAAUCCUGAUGCUGGAGUUUAAAAGCAAGGCAGAAAUGUCUCAUGUGCCUCAGUCCCAAGACUUCCACCAGUUAUGGUAUCACGGGGAACAGAGCCCAGUCAGCUCUAAAGAUACUUUGAAGGGUGAUGAUGUAGAAAAGGCUGUUCCGAAGUCUGAUGAAAGCCAAGGAGAUGGUGGACAAGGAAACCUGCCUGGAACUAGAAAAAUCUAUGAGUUCUACAAUGCACCAAUUGUCAAGUUCUGGUUUCACACGAUGUCGUACUUGGCAUUCCUCAUGCUCUUUACUUAUACUGUGUUGGUGAAGAUGGAACCAAGACCAAGUGUGCAAGAGUGGCUUGUUAUCAUUUAUAUUUUCACUACUGCUGUUGAAAAAGUCAGGGAGGUAUUUAUCUCAGAACCUGGAAAAUUCUGCCAAAAAGUGAAGGUGUGGAUUUAUGAAUACUGGAAUUUUACUGAUUCUGUAGCUAUCAUCCUGUUUAUGAUUGGUUUUGGUUUGCGGUGGUCCAACCCCCCUGUUCAAACUGCAGGGAGGCUGCUUUACUGCUUGGAUAUCAUAUUUUGGUAUACUCGGCUCCUUGAUCUUUUUGCUGUGAAUCAGCAUGCUGGCCCAUACCUGACAAUGAUUGGGAAAAUGACAGGAAACAUGUUCUAUAUUGUAAUCAUGAUGGCCAUAGUCCUGCUGAGUUUUGGGGUGUCACGAAAGGCGAUUCUUUCGCCAGAGGAGCCUCCUUCUUGGACACUGGCGCGGGAUAUUGUAUUUCAGCCCUACUGGAUGAUGUUUGGUGAGGUCUAUGCUGGAGAAAUAGAUGUUUGUGAAGCCAAUGAAGACUGUCCUCCUGGCUCCUUUCUCACACCGUUUCUGCAAGCUGUCUACCUCUUUGUGCAGUACAUCAUCAUGGUCAACUUGCUCAUUGCAUUCUUUAAUAAUGUUUAUUUUGAUUUGAAAUCCAUAUCGAACAAGCUCUGGAAGUACAACCGCUAUCGCUACAUCAUGACCUACCGUGAGAAGCCAUGGCUGCCUCCACCAUUCAUCUUCCUGAGUCACAUUGGGCUUCUGAUAAAGUGCAUCUUCCACCAUCAGCCCCCAAAUGAGUUGGACCAAGAGGAAGGCGACGUUGGACUAAAGCUCUACCUGAGUGAUGAGGAGUUAAAGAAACUCCAUGACUUUGAGGAACAGUGUGUAGAAGAAUAUUUUCUUGAAAAGAAUGAAAAUCUGAGUUCCAGUGGUAGUGAAAGGAUCCGUUUGACCACAGAAAGAGUGGAAGAGAUGUUUCAACAACUUAAAGAAGUGCAUGAGAAGGUAUUUUAUAUUAAGGAGUCUUUACUCUCCUUGGACAGCCAGCUAGGACAUUUGCAAGACCUGUCUGCCCUGACAGUGGACAUCCUGAAAGUACUUUCAGCUGUAGACACCUUGAAGGUGGAAGAAGCCUUACUGGCUGACACAAAACAUCAAACCUGUAGGAAGCUGCCCCAUAGCUGGAGCAAUGCAUUCUAUUCCAAGACCUUGAGCAGCCUGGAGGGCUUGUAUGACAAGAAAUACCACUAUUAUAGCAUGCCACCCUCCCUCUUACGGAGCUUGGUAAGGACACAGUCUCCAUCAGAGUGCAAACUCUUGAAGUCUGAGAGUAACAAUGUCGUAGAAGACAGCUCUCAAAAGGUGGAAAUAGAAACAGACACACUCACUUCAGGAGUAUCAUCUGAGACUAAGUCGACUCCUAGGUAUGGGCAGUUUUUGCUGGUGCCCCCUGACCAUCAAGGAGGGUCUUUUUCUGAGGAUGUCACCUUAAAUUUGUCCUUUUUGGACACUGCUGCCAAGUACAAGGAUGAAGCAUUCAGAGAUGACCUACAAAGUAGCAUUAUGGUUCCGCAAAACUUGCCAGGUAUCAGCUUCCUUGGGAAAGAGACAGAAGGUUACCAAUGGAGCCAGAGAGACUUUGUUAUUCAUUUGCCAUCAGAAAAGAUUAAUGCUGCAGAAGCUGCUCAUCCUCUUGCUCUCCAGCUACCGCUGGAUAUUGAAGAAAGUGCAGCAUCCCUCUGUGAUGACAGGGAAGAAAUUGAAGGUGGUUAUGUGAACUGGGGAUUCUCUGAAGGUGAUGAAAAAGGAGUUUUCAUCUCAGAUUCAAAGAAGAAAGCCCUGUACCUCCAUUCCUCCUAUGACAGGGAUAACAAUUGCCAGAAUAAUCCCACGAGGCAUGUCCAGUUAAGUGAUUCAAAGUCCUUCUCCUACAACUCUGUCAAGUCAUGUCACAGCAGCAGCAUCUCUCAGAACAGGCUGAAGCGAAGCAUAUCCUUCUGGAUCAGUCCUCCCUGGAGGGACUGGAGUUUCUGCAGAAGCAACAGCUUAUCGUCCCCUAGGAAAGAGAGAUCAGGGAAAUUCUGCAAGCCUGUAGGCGAAUCUUUAGGAUCCUGUGAGCUACACUACAGUGAGGCAACAAAAGCAAAACAGCAAAACAGAGACAGAAAGUCUGGGAGAGAAAAGAGGAAUCAAAAACCUCUUCAGGUGCCGGUGAUUAGAGUGGAUGAUUGUCCCCAGAACACUCAAGUGAACUCAGAGCCUGCAGAAAUCAAUGUCUGGGAUGAGCAAGAGAAACACAGCAAGAAUUGGCUCACUGUGUCUAAUUUCAGUCAGCUAAGUUUGGAACGUCUCCACUACAAGCACCAGAAAAUUAAAAAUCCAGACUUUGGUAGGCAUACCAUACCAUUCUGUGAUUACCUGAGGCAUUCUCGAGAGGAUUUCAGUAAUGGCGUAUUUGGAAAUAUCAAGAAAAGUAAUCUGAACAGGAACUCCUCAUUGAGAGCUCCAGAGGAAACGGACAAUAUCUUCUCCUGCUUGAAAACAUCUCAAGAUUUGCAUCUUCACUACUCAGCUGUUGAAAGAAACAACUUAAUGAGACUUGCUCAGACCAUACCGUUUACACCAGUCCAGCUCUUUGCUGGAGAGGAAGUAACAGUCUAUCAGCUAGAAGAGAGUUCACCUAUGAAUCUUGAUAAAAGCAUGUCUUCCUGGUCCCAGUGUGGCACAACUGCAAUGAUCCAAGUACUGUCACAGGAGGAGAUGGAUGGGGGUCUGCGGAGGGCCAUGAAGGUCAUUUGUACUUGGUCUGAAAGUGAUGUAUUAAAGUUGGGACAAGUAUUUAUUGUGAAGUCUUUCCUGCCAGAGGUGGUUCAAGCUUGGCAAAAGAUCUUUCACCAUGGCACAGUAUUACAUCUCUGUCUGAGGGAGAUUCAACAGCAAAGGGUUGCCCAGAAGUUAAUCUAUACCUUCAAUCAAGUGAAGCCUCCUACUAUUCCCUAUACUCCAAGGUUCCUGGAAGUUUUCCUCAUCUACUGCCAUGCAGCAAAGCAGUGGUUGACCAUCGAGAAGUACAUGACUGGUGAAUUUCAGAAAUACAACAACAAUAAUGGAGAUGAGAUUACUCCCAUCAGCUUGCUGGAAGAGCUGAUGCUGGCCUUCUCUCACUGGACCUACGUCUACACCCGUGGGGAGCUCCUGGUCCUGGAUAUGCAAGGUGUUGGGGAGAACCUUACAGAUCCAUCUGUGAUUAAACCUGAAGAUAAAAAGUCUGGAAAGAUGGUAUUUGGACCAGCAAACCUAGGAGAAGAUGCAAUAAGAAACUUCAUUGCAAAGCAUCGUUGUAAUUCUUGCUGCAGAAAGCUGAAACUUCCCGAUUUGAGAAGAAGUGGCUACGCAUUGGAAACUGCAGGUCCAGCCUUCGAAAUAGAAGUGAAAACAAGCACUGAAGAAGCUGAUGAGGCAGAUGAGCCUUCUGAGUUUGAUACACAGCUGUAAAACAGAGAGCCCAUGUGUCUGCAUACUUCAAAACCUGUUCUUUAUCACUGCCAAGGGUCCAAAAUCACAAAAUACAGGUGACUGAGUGCAGCAUCUGUCUGCACUAGCUAGACCCUAUAGACAAGGAAUGAAAAAAGUUACCUUUAUUUACUCCUCUUGUAUGCUCUUGUGCUGGCCUUUAUUGUAUAGAUUAGCAAAUCACCAGGAGCAGGUGACCCCUUACCUGGAUGAGCUCUCCCAUCAGUGCCAUUUUUGAUAAUAUGGGUCGUGUUUCCAAGUUAUGUUUUCUUAGGAAGAUGACUGUGAUGAGUUUAUUUCCAAGUGGUAGUAAUUUUUGUUUUUCUUUCUGCUCUUUAGUAAAUAAAUUAAUAUAUACACAUGCAAAUAAUUCAUUUUCAGUCAGAGCCCACUCAGCGCCAUGCUCACUUUUCUUAAGCGUAAAAGGUUCUUCAGGAAAUUGCAGAAAUACUACUUUCUCUUUAUUAAUAAUUUUAAUGCAGAGAUAAACCAAGAAUAAAUAAACCAAGUAAUGAAGUUUUGGUUUAAAGAGUAGUCAUGACAGACUGAAAAAUUUUGUAGGAACUUUGUCUUCAAGUUUUUUCACAUACCAAGAAAAAGCUGCACAAUAAAGCGGCAGAUUAUUGGACCCAAAAGCAUCGAUUUUUCUCAUUUUGGGUCGAUGAAGUUGAAUAUUCUGUGAUAUUUAAUACAAACAUCUUGAAUAUAAUCUGACUUUUAGGACUUGCCUGUCUAUAAUAUUUUAGCUUCUGAAUGUUUUAAAGUUGCAAUUGGAAGAAAGAUUUCAGAAGUCACAAAGAAUAGUAUGUUCCAUUUGGUAUUUAAUUUGUCAAUGUCAGGCUGAAUGUAGGACUGUUGUCUAACAGUCAAUUAUAUUAAUAAGUAACAGAUAUUAUACUUAUUAUAAUAAUAAGUAACAGAGCGAUUAUAUUAGGCAGCAUCCACAUUUGUUUCUUUUGAUCUCCUCUGCUUACAGCUGAAGUUCAGAAAACAAAAAAAUCAAUCUGUGCAAUAUGAUUUUUGUAGAGUAAAGACUGAAAAGAAGUUUUCAGCAGAAGUAUUUGUAACACAACUGGUGUUCUAAUACAGGUUAAACCAUUAAAAGCAACUUUGUAUUUUGGUGUUAAGUAAAAAAACUUAUGUUCAAACGUCAGUCAUUAGAAAACUUUAUACUUGAAUUAAAAAAAGAAAUCAUAUUUCCACUACAGCUGACAGUAAAUUUUAAGGUAUAAGGGAGCUUUAUAUUAUGAUCUGUGAUUUAUUAGGUAUAUUUCAUAAGUGUCUACAUAUACUGGAAGUUAAGUACGAUUUGGAAGUUACGUGUCCCCAGUUUUUAUACUGAUUAUUAUAUUGAUGUUGAAGUAAUCAGAAUUGUAAACACUCAUUGAUGUAACCAUCUACACAAUGUUUAUCUCAGAUGCUUUCAGUUUCUGAGAACAUUUAGAAGAGGUUCCUAUUGUUUUUUUUUCUUUUUAACAUAAUUUGAUAGAAAACCCCCCCCAUAUUUUUCCCUAUCAGAUUAUACUUCUCAUUUUGCAAAAUAUAUAGUUUCCUUUGGCUCUUCUUUUUGGAAGCAAGCCAAUAUAUCAGAAAACUUAGCUUGUCUGUGAAAGUGGUAGUUUGAUUACAUCUAUGUAAACUGAGAGUGAAUUUUGGUCCAUAUGCUCUAAGGUAGUAAUUCUGCUUCCUGUGGUUAUCAUUUUAAAAUCUGACUUUAGGGAGAUAUGUGCUUGCAUGAAUACAUAUAUACUUAAAAGAAAGAUCUUUCUCUCAAGGAUCUCUAACUAUUUGUCUGCCUUUGAAUUCAGUUAAGUUAAAUGACACAUAGAUAUGUCUUUAAAGUCCAAGACAAUGUAACUCCUGCCCUGAUAGUGUUUCCUGAAAUAUUGCCAUAAAUUUAGAACAAAUAUAUAUUGUGCACAAAAAAUAAACUCUAGGCCAGGCUGGGCCUGAGCACAUUUCAUUUCUUACAAGUUUUGAAGGUAUGCACAAAUCAUUUUUCAGAUGUUCUUUUCUUGGCAAUGCUCCUAUUGCCUGCAAGAGUGGGUGGCUCCUGCUUUUAUAGCAACAUUUGUGAGAAUUCUUAUGAUGUAGAGCUAGCUCAGUGUAGAUUAAUCUUAUUCCUUCUUGUCAGUAUCUGUCAAGGUAAAUACUACAUUACAGUAUGAAAUUGGGGAUCCUUGCAAGAUACUAAUCUGUGUUAAAAUGUAGUUUAUUUAAUUUUGUAGCUAUUUAAUUUUGUUCAGCUUGAAAUAUUAAGCGAAUGAAACAAGAAAAAGGCAUUUUAAAUUGUUCCACUGUAUAUUUUUAUCCUUGCACUAAUUUUUCCAAGAGUAGAGACACUAAGUUGAAGAAGUCCAGUAAUUCUGCUGACUGAUAAAUUAUUCCUCACCUUUCUUUUUGCAUUUUUUGGGAGUGCUGAUUCACAUUUCACUAAACUGUAAAUUUAGGUAUAUGAUUGAAGACCUUCCUCCCCUCCCUUUUAUAGUUCAAUAAUAAAUUACCUUGAAAAUAAUUUUAAAAAUAUUUCUUUUGAGACCUUUCUUAUUAAAAAUUCUGUACAUUCUUUAAAUUGUCUUUUGAUUUCUAAAUACUGACCUUGGAUUGAAACACAUGCCUACUGAAGACAUAAAAAAACCUCAACAGCCUUUUAAGGAGACAGCAGUAAGGCCCACUCACACUAAAAUUUGGGUUAAUUUGAAAUGAAAGAUGUGGAAGUCAGGUUCUUUCUCCAACUGCUUGAUAACUACAGUGGAAGAGGAAAUUAUGUGUGUCAAACCGAACCAUAGAUGUUUCUGAUUAUUAGCAUCAAUAUUUGUUCAUGCUGAAAAGCACAUACAGGGAUUUCUUUCAUAAUUCUGGUGGGUUCAGGGAAAAAAAAGUCCAUGUUUACUUUGUUCAAAUAAGUCAGGCAGUAAAGUUUUGAAAGAACAAAACAAAACAAAAAAUCCACCAGAGUAUUUAUAAGUUCACUUUUUAAUAUGAGCUUAAAAGAAGCUUAGUUAGGAAUUCGAUUGGGAGUAUCUACAGCAAAAUGGCUCUUUGGCAUCUGCUGCAUUGGAGAUGUAGCUUGAACAUAUGAAAAAUAUUCAGAAAUUGAAAACCUCAUACUCAGGAAGGGUUUUUUUUCUUUUAUUCAGAGUUGUGGUGUAUUUGCAGUUAUUAAUUUAUUGUUAGUGCAAUAAAAUCAAAAGGGAAAUUACACAUGUAUUUUCUAGAAAUGGACUGGUAUUUGUUGUAGUUUUGUCAGUCUAUUUUAUAUUAUUUCUAAAGAAUAAAAGAACACUUUCAUAAUGCUUCUGAUCUUGAUAAGUGUAAAAUGAAAUAAUACUUCUGAGCACUGAGGGAAACAGGUGAAAGUAACUUACAGAGAAUAAUGCAGUUAUUUUUAUCUUUAAUCUCAAAGCAAUAAAAAUCUAUUCUAUAUUUA
This is a messenger RNA of Motacilla alba alba, 12071 nucleotides long. RefSeq names its product transient receptor potential cation channel subfamily M member 6 (gene TRPM6). Gene Ontology annotation, cellular component: apical plasma membrane. The coding region runs from base 2444 to 8623 and encodes 2059 amino acids. The record is from RefSeq and is a predicted model, not a curated record. Gene Ontology annotation, molecular function: ATP binding; monoatomic cation channel activity; protein serine/threonine kinase activity. The transcript has 39 exons. Gene Ontology annotation, biological process: protein tetramerization; monoatomic cation transmembrane transport; protein phosphorylation. NCBI's taxonomy places the organism in Eukaryota, Metazoa, Chordata, Aves, Passeriformes, Motacillidae.